GUCCGGGACCGGCGCCGCGCUCCCUAGAGCCUGAGCGCCGGCAUGCUCCGCGUCGCCUGACCCCGAGCCGCGCGAAGCGGAGCGCGCCGAGCCCGCGGGGCCGCCAGCCAGCGCACGCCUCGGCGUCAGGGGCAUGGAGGAGCGGCGGGCUCCGAGCCGCGCCCCGGAGUCCCCGAAACUUCCAAGCAGGCGCCCGUCCGCGCCCCCGCCGCCGCUUCCCCUGCCGGCCUGAGAGCGGGACCAUGGAUGAAAGGUUCAACAAGUGGCUGCUGACGCCCGUGCUCACUCUCCUCUUCGUGGUCAUCAUGUACCAGUACGUGUCCCCCUCCUGCACCAGCUCCUGCAGCAACUUCGGGGACGCUCGCCCGCCCGCCGCCCCGAGUCCGGCCCGCCGGGCACAGGCGUCCCCCGAAGAGUGGGAGCGGCGACCCCAGCUGCCCCCGCCGCCCCGGGGGCCGCCCGAAGGAUCUCAGGGAGCCGCGGCCCCGGAGGACGAGGACGAGGAGCCUGGGGAUCCAGAGGAGGAGGCAGAGGAGGAGGAGGAGGAGGAGGAAGAAGAGGACCCGGACCCCGAGGCCCCCGAAAACGGCUCCCUGCCCCGGUUCACGCCGCGCUUCAAGUUCACCCUGCAGGACCUGACCCGGCUCGUGGAUUUCAAUAUCAAAGGACGCGACGUGAUCGUGUUCCUGCACAUCCAGAAGACCGGGGGCACGACGUUCGGCCGGCACCUGGUGAAGAACAUCCGGCUGGAGCAGCCGUGUAGCUGCAAAGCUGGCCAGAAGAAGUGCACCUGUCACCGGCCGGGCAAGAAGGAGACCUGGCUCUUCUCCCGCUUCUCCACCGGCUGGAGCUGCGGGCUGCACGCCGACUGGACCGAGCUCACCAACUGCGUGCCGGCCAUCAUGGAGAAGAAGGACUGUCCCCGCAACCACAGCCACGCCAGGAAUUUCUAUUACAUCACAAUGUUGCGGGAUCCAGUGUCAAGGUACCUGAGUGAAUGGAAACACGUCCAGCGAGGGGCCACAUGGAAAACCUCUCUGCAUAUGUGUGAUGGAAGAAGCCCCACCCCCGAUGAGCUGCCUACCUGCUACCCUGGGGAUGACUGGUCUGGGGUCAGCUUGCGGGAAUUUAUGGACUGCAGCUACAACCUGGCUAACAACCGCCAGGUGCGCAUGCUGGCUGACCUCAGCCUGGUGGGCUGCUACAACUUGACUUUCAUGAACGAGAGUGAGAGAAACACCAUCCUGUUGCAGAGUGCAAAGAAUAACCUAAAAAACAUGGCCUUCUUUGGGCUCACCGAAUUCCAGCGGAAGACACAGUUUCUCUUUGAAAGGACAUUCAACCUCAAGUUCAUUUCCCCCUUCACACAAUUUAAUAUCACGCGGGCUUCCAAUGUGGAAAUCAAUGAGGGCGCCCGCCAGCGCAUUGAGGAGCUGAAUUUCCUGGAUGUACAGCUUUACGAGUAUGCAAAAGAUCUCUUCCAGCAGCGCUAUCACCACACCAAGCAGCUGGAACACCAGAGGGACCGUCAAAAGCGAAAGGAGGAACGGAGGCUGCACCGGGAGCACAGGGCCCACCGGUGGCCCAAAGAAGAUGGACCAUCAGAGGGGACUGUCACAGAGGACUACAACAGCCAGGUGGUGAGAUGGUGACCCCUUGCCCACUCCUCUUUCCAGAGGGGGAGAUAAGCAGGUGUGCCGACCUUCUGUUGCAUUACCUUGGAGAAACUGGGCCACUCCGAAAACAUCUACUUCCUCGCUGUCUUCAGUUUUAUCCUGCUGGAGAUUAUCCACCUUGUUCAUUGAUUUCCUUGACAUUUUCCGAUCAGUGAUAUUAAGUAGGGUAGGAAUGCAUCCGGUGUAGACCACUUUAGAAGGUCAAGGACAAAAGCAUCUAAAAGCAGUCUCACUCCUUGUGAGCACCUGGGUGAAUGGAGCCCAAAGGGCCACACGUGAAAAGCCAAAUGCCUGGCUUGGAUGUUCUGUUGCAACUGUUGUUUAAUACUGUCAUGGGAAUAUUGGUCUAUUUAAAGAAAGAGAAAGAAGGACCUUUCUACCCUGAGAUGAGGUUUAAUGGCAAGCCUUCCCUGGCUGCUGGUCCUCAUCUUUGAACUUUGAACUUUGUUUGAAUAUGGUUUAAAUCACAGGUAAUGUGCUUUGUUGUUGCAAUUGAUUUUAAACACAAUCGCUCUACUAUUGACCGUCUCUAGAGACCCAUAGGCUACAAAACCGUGGCAGCGGAGCUCUCGGCCUUGCUUCCUCCUCAUCAUUAGAGCACAGGGGCUGACACAGGAGAGGACGGCUUGUGGUCCCUGAGAAAUGAACAUUGGUGGGGCAUUUAGAGGGCUUAUUUACUAAUGCGUAAGCAGAUUACAUCUUACCAUUUUAAUAGUCAGUGUUAGGAAAGAAUGAUGAAUUAAGAGAGGGGAAAAAUGAGGAGAAAUACUGGUGUUUAACAUUUCCAGAUGGUUACAGAAUCUUCCUUUAUAAAAUAGUAUUUCAGAGUAACUUGUUUGGAGCAGUUAUCUUCUCUCACAUAGAACUGCCAGAUUUGAAAUUGCACCAUCACAUAAAUGAUGUUUAAAAAGAACGUGGCCUAAAAAGUAGGAGUGUAACUAGAAUGUACACAAAACAAUGUUAAGGUUGCUCAAUGAAUAACUCUCUUUGGAGCUAGGACACGUGGAACCAUUCCUAGGACAGUCAUCCCUGGGGUUCAGACAGAGCAGUACCCCAACAUUGUAAAUGUCCGUAGUCUGAUAGCUUCUUUCCUCCCACAUGAUCCUUUCCUGUUCUUACUCUGUGACUACAGACAGUGAAUCAGGGUAGAGUAUAUUAAACUGGACCCCUAAAAUGUGGUAUGUUGCCAAGUGCUCUUUAUUUCUGCCUUUCCCCAGUCACAACUAAAAUAACAAAAAGUCUAUGAAUAAUAAGGGAUAAAGUAUGGAGGAGGGAAUUGAAAGCUUUUAGCUCACAUCAAGAAGAAGGAUCAGAGUGGGUAGAAAGUUUCACACACAUCGAUAUGAUCAGUUCUUUCAAGGAGCUGAAGGCAAAAAGAGUGAAAACCCUAAAUCAGAUUGAAAAUCCUAUUUCACUGAUGUCCAACAUGUUUGAUGUUUAAGCCAGCUUUACAUAAGCCACUUCUCAGCCUCCAGAAUACUCUCUCUGGGCUUGAGAGUUAAUCAACCAACAAGCAUUCAAGGAGCACUAGCUGUGCAGAGGGGAGCCCAGCAUGCCCGUCAAAUACAGAUCUGGAGAUGUAGCUGUGGAACCUCUCUCACUGCCCUUGGCUAUCCCUGUGGUAAAAGAGAAGGCAUUCUUGGGGGGCCCCUUCAAUCAUGAACUGAAGGAGGCCUUUCUCAUACCUGCAACCAAUGCAGCUAUUGUUAAUCUCAUUCUGUACAUGGGAAAAGUGAAGCCCACAGAUAAUGAGUAGUUUCCUCCCAGAUUGUAAAGUAGGCCUGGCUGACUGCAAUGUGCUUCUACCCACUAUAUUGUCCAUAUGGGAUAUGGGCUCAUGCUGCCUAAUGGUCCUUGACAAUCACGCAAGAAAUCAGCUGUUUUUGCCCCAGAGUAUUUUUCUGUGGCCCAUGUAGGUGGCACAAACUAGCAGCAAGAUAACGCGAAACUGGAAAUGACCCAGACGUGUUCUGCCUUUGAGUAAGUCCUCUCUACAUCACUGACUCAUCAAUGAGCUGCAUUUGAUAACUUUUUAGGCAGCUGUACUUUUGUACCUAUUUAUAAGAGUGAGUGAGUUCAAAAAGCCAAGAACAUAUCACACAUGAGUUGGUCAGGAUCAGGGCUCACCAAAUGUCUGAGUCUCCCUCUGGUAAUUUCUUCCUAAAGUAGGAAGUGAAGCAACAUUGCAGCAGGGAUUUAAUGAGAAGUCUCUCUCGAUCUUCACAUUCCCUUGUUGCGAGCUAAUGUUCUGGCUAGAAUAGAAAGGCUGAAAAUUAUCCUUUUACCUACCACGGCAUUGCACAUGGACAUGUGUGGGCACACACACACACACACACACACACAUACACACACACAGUAACAACCUGGUGUUUUGUCAUGUAGAAAAUCCAAACCAGUGAGAAAGCAUUCAGAUUAUUUCUUCUAAAUUCACUUUAACUUUUUGGCAGGGAUUUCAUGCAUAAGUGAGACUUGGAGGCAGCCCCUACUAACUGCCUCCUGAGACACCUUGGGAUUUAUAUCAAAAGGCUUUCUACCUCCUUACAGUGGCGGGCUUGAUAUAUUAUGCUCCACUUGAAGCCGGAUAGCAGGGUGUGCAGAGGAGACACCGCCUCCUCAUGUUGGCUGGAGGCCAGUGCUGAGUAAAUAAAGGAACCCAAUGUGGUCGCCCCCCGCACACAUCAUUUCAUUCUACAGUAGCACACUUAUCUUAUCACUGGGGUCCUAUACUGAUAGAAUUGGAGGAGUAAGGACACAGUGCGGCCUCCAAAAAUUCACUGCACACCUGCAUGCUGAGUGAAGCUCAGGGGAAGGAUGCUAGUAAAGUACACCUGGGCCUAAGGAUCCUGGAAAGGCUGCAGCCCCAAGUUACUAAACUAAAUCAACUCCGAGUGUGUUAGGGUCCAAAGCCCAAAAAGAGAGAAAAAUAAAUCAAUCAAUCCCCAGGCAGUUCCAUGUUCUGUCCACUUUUGGCAAUUCCCAGGUGCAUAUGGUAAUGCAAUCACCACAAGCCAAACUGGGAUGUGGCGUCCAGGCGCGUGUGUGUAUGUGUGUGCAUGCAUGUGUGUGUAUGCCUUUGUGUUUAGAUUUUAUUAACAACUAAGAUACACACAUAUUGUCUCCUGCUGGUUUUUGACAGCCUACUGUUGGUAACUGGAGAAAGUAGUAGAUAAUCUUAACAAUUAAAGUUAGACAAAAGUUAAGGAAAUAAUGUGUUAAUAAAAAAUAUACAGAUCCUUUUCUUCUCCUCUAAGGUGGUAAUUGUGUCAUGAAGAGUUUAGUCAAAGGUUUGAAAUAUGCAAACUCACUGUAACAUUUUCAAAAAUCUGAGUGGCUAUGAUACUAAUAUUGGGAAGAAAGUCUAUCAAAUAGGCCUAGCAAGAAGGUGAGAACAGAUCAUUAAAAAAUAAAUAUUAAGGGCAUUGGCUAGGAUUCCUAUUUACUAUCUUAACAGAGAUACUUAAACUACUUCUCUCCCACUUGGACAAACUGGUUUGAUAGAUCUAAUGUGUGAAGUUACCAGAAGCCCAGGUUUACCCUUAUUUUUCUUUCAUUCUAAUGUAUGGUUUCCACCUCAAGAUGGCUGCUGAAGCUCCUGCCUUUGGCAUUUCAGACAGUAGAGAAGAAGCAGAGGGAUGUUUCACGUAUUUCUUGCAGUCAUACAUCAUGUCUUGGAACCUGGACAUUAGACAUGUCUAAGCGCAGAAAAGAGGAUUUUAUUAUUUUUUAAAAUGUGAAAAUUAGUACUGAUAAAAAACUAUUAGUAUCUGACACAAAAGGGAAGUGGAAAAUAUAUUAACUGCUAUUCAAUGUCAUUUAUUUCAUCAUAUGUUUUACAAAGGAUGGGAUUAAUAUUCAUCACUUUGUAUAGCAUAUAAUACUUUUCAAAACAUUUCUACAACUAGCAUCUCAUCUGGCCUUCAUUGAGUUCUUGUGUGUCAAAUGAGACCUGUGUUCAUUAUCCCAUUUGCUAGUGUGGAAUAGAGAUUCGGAGAUGUUAAAAGUUUCCCAAAGACUCUAAUUCAUUGGCAAGAAAGUUGCUCAGAGCCCCUAGUUUUUGAUUUCAUAUCUUUUCCUACUACAUUAUGCUGCUCCACAUAGUACUGGGAUUGGGAAAUGCAAAAAUAUGAAAUAUAAAUCUUCAUUGAUUUAUAUCUUCCCACACCUUUUUGUAGACCUGCAGUGACCUAAAAAAAGGCCAGUGAGACUGUCGAUUUGACUCUCAUUUCUGCCUCUAGCCAGGGGACCUCUUAUUAGGAGUGAAAUACCCAAGAGGUGGGCAGUGCUUCAGGGGAGGUGAAAAGGAGCGCUCAAACUCAGGGGAGGCCCUCAAACACUGUUAACUGAGUGUCUCCCCAAUUCGACCAAAAAAUACUCAGGAGGAAGGCUGAGGAUUAUGCACACAGCCCUUCGGGAAACUUAGCAUUAGGAACCUUCACAACCAGUAGUUACCUGUUAGAGAAGCUUAAGGGGUGAUCAAUAGAACCCCUGCCCAUAAAAUAUCUCCCUCUCUCUACUUCUUCCUCAAUAUUUUAUCAGCAACUUAUUGCUUUAGCUCUUAGAGGUUUUAUUUGGUGUUAAAUCAGUUCUUUUGCACAUUUGCUGGAGAGAGGAAGUGCUUUAAGCUGUCAUAAGCUAACAUCUUCCCAUAGAGAGUGUAUCCGACUCUUUCCCAGCCCCGACCUCUGCUGAGAAGAAGGUUGUGUAUAAUGGUAUCGUGCCAAUGCAGGGGUCUAGGCAGAGUCGAGGUACCAAUAGAAGAAAAACAGACUCUUGAAUGGGAGGUAGGUCUUUUAGAGAUAGGAAGAUGAUGAAUAAAAUAUGUGCCAAGCAAUGGUGAAAGGUAGAAAAAUGACUAUGAUAAAGUUUCUGUCCAGAAGAUCAAGGGCAGGGGAGAAACAUGUGGACUGGAAUCCUUUUAACGAUUUAAAAGAACAGCAAAGGGAAUGAGUCUCUUAACACAACAUCAGAGGGCUGGGAGGCUUUAGGGACUGAAGGCUGGUGAGCUGGAGGAUUGAAUCAAAGAGAAACCUGGGUUGGGCUUAAGAACUAUCUGAUCUGAUCACAGCUGUGACUCUAAGAUUUUCUUUUCACAUCCUUAUUCUGCCUCCCUUGGUCAUCAAAACUCCAACUGAAAGCCUCCAGGCUGGAUAUCAGGGAUGGCUGAACCGGACAAUGCAAGGACAGCUUGUGGCUCCUGGGAAGCAGACAAUGGAUCUUUCUCCAAGGCGCUCUUGGCUUCCUCAUGAUUGUGUUCUUCCAUCUCUACUGGAUACAAGCCAAUGCCGGCUCUUGUCCCAGCACGUUUCCUAGAACACAUCUGAGCUAACACCUGGAAACUGAGUCAGCCCUUCUUCUGGGCAAGUGGCAUGGGGGGAAUCUGAGACCUGUGUUUUUUAUAGCCUCGUGGAUGGGCUUGCCUAUGGACCCUCUGCUCAUUGAGGGGAGGAACCUGCCUUGCAGAAGUACUGAGCCUUCCAGAGGACUGGCUCAGCCUUGAACACCAUCAACAUCUGCAACACAGAAGUGUCUGAACUUCCAGGCAAGGACUCCAGGAAACCUAGCAGAAUGCGGAUCUGAGAGCACAGACACACGGGUGAAUCUUGAGCCUGUGUUCCCAGUUAUCUAUGGAAAAUAUUGCAACUGGCAUCUUUCAGCACAUCACAUGGAACCUCUGCAAGUUCCAUGUUCUGCUGCAUGGAAGACACUCAUCGAAGGACCCGAUGUCAGUGCUGAAAUUAACCCGGGGAGAAUAGUGCUCCAAAGGGCAAGGUCUUGUGUGAUUUAGUCAGUGUCACAUUUGUCUUCCAUCUCCUUGCCAUUUUUUUGGUCUUAGUCAUGUGGUCAUUUUUUCUUUUCCUUCUUCUAUGUAUUUUUGGGAAUACUUUCUGGGUUCUGCUUGCAUUAUUAUUAUUAUUUUAAUGUAUCAAUGUUAGAAGGGAAAAAUCUGGAUCAUCUGAUUCCCCACUUUAGAUGUAAAGUUAGCUAUUCAAUAGAUAGUAAAUUAUUUCUUCUAAGCGGUAUUUCUUUUUGUUUCUGUGCAAUAAUAUGUAUGAACUUGGUUACUAGGAAAUUGUAUUGUGACAUUAUCAACCUUUAUCACUAUUUAAAAAUGAUAGUUUGUAGAACUGAGGAUUUCCAUUGAUGUGAAGCACAAUUUAAUGAAUAAGUUACUAUAUUAAACUGUUGUGAUGUCAAGAA
Molecule: messenger RNA, 7874 nt
Organism: Chinchilla lanigera (long-tailed chinchilla)
Lineage: Eukaryota; Metazoa; Chordata; Mammalia; Rodentia; Chinchillidae
Gene: Hs6st3
Product: heparan sulfate 6-O-sulfotransferase 3
Cellular component (GO): membrane
Molecular function (GO): heparan sulfate 6-sulfotransferase activity
Source: RefSeq, a predicted model, not a curated record